AGAAGCUGUUCCCAUUUCCUGUUUAGACGAAUGGUUUCCUUCCGUUUUUCAUUUCACAUUUUUCAAAAUUUAGCAAGUUUUGCCAACGUGUGGUAGGAUUUCUGAUCACUCCGUCGGUCGGAAGUAACAAAUGGAAGCAAACGAAAGUUUCAAAGAGAAAGCAGAAAAUGAGGAGGAGUUGGAAGAAGAGAUAUGGAGUUGGGGGGCAGGCACAGAGGGUCAGUUGGGAACGGGGAGGCUCUUAGACGAGCACCACCCUCAGUUGCUCCGUUCUCUCUCCUCAUUGGGCCCAGUCUCUCUUCUCGCUUGCGGCGGCGCUCAUGUCAUAGCUCUCAUCUCAGGUGGAAGAGUGGUGACAUGGGGUAGGGGUACAUCAGGGCAAUUAGGCCAUAGGGAAGCUGUUUCCAGUGUGCAGCCUAUGGUUGUGGAAGAUUUGGUAGCCUUUGAUAUUACAUAUAUUUCUGCUGGUUGGAAUCACUCCGGUUUUGUUUCAGAGAGUGGUCAACUCUUCAUGUGUGGAGAUGGUACGUUUGGGCAGCUUGGUCUUGGUGAUUAUAUAUCCCACUCUUCUCCUGUAGAAGUGCCAUUUUUUAGCUCUAGACAUGUCAAGCACAUUGCUUGUGGUAUGCGCCAUUCGAUUGCUUUGGUUGAAGGUAAUAUGGGAAGUCGUGUUUAUGGAUUUGGGUCUGGAAAACGUGGCCAGCUGGGUAUAUCUGAUGACAAAGUAAAAUCAGUAAGCGUUCCUCUUGUUACUUUGGGCUUGGAAAAUCUCAGAAUUAACAGCAUUAUUGCAAAUGGAGACCAUAGUGGAGCUAUAUGUACUGAUGGACAUUUCUAUAGAUGGGGAAGAGGCUUCGGUGGGGACCCAGAUAAUUACAUGCCCAAACGUAUUGCAGCAAGCCCAUCAUUCAGUAGCGCUUCUAUAGGGUGGAAUCAUGCUCUAUUGUUAACAGGUGAUGGACAAGUGUUCAUGAUUGGCGGUUAUAACUAUGGUGCUUCGAGUAGCCAAAAAACACAGUUGAUAGCGAAAACACUUAAAGAUGCAGGAAAUGAAGAAAUUGCACAGAAGGUUGAUGCUCUUGUUGGGGUAAAGGUUUUCCAAAUUUCAGCAGGAGCUGAGCACUCGGCCUUGGUAACAGAUGAUGGAUCAGUGAUGACGUGGGGAUGGGGGGAACAUGGUCAACUUGGCUUGGGAGAUACAAAUGAUCAAGCUAGUCCUCAAGUGGGGAUUCCAUUGGAUUUGGUCCUGAAGGUACCAUUCUUUUCUCCCCCUCUUUCACAAUCCAAUAAAGUUGGUGACUAUUAGACACAUCUGUCGAAGUCAAUGAUGAUACUGGCGGUCCAGUCGGGUUUGGAUCGGAUGGAACUUUCCCCUUUACAUUCUCCUUCAUAACCCAAUAUGGUAUCCUUAAACUGGCUGGUGGUUCCAUCGGGUUUGGGCCGUUAGGCACUGAUCUUUUCUCGUCUAUUGAAAUGAAUGGUGAUAGGGGAGGUUCAGUCUCAUUUGGACCUUUUGGAACACUCCUCUUUAUAUCAUCCUUCAUAACCCAAUAUGGUAUCUGUAAACUGGCUGGUGGUUCCAUCGGGUUUGGGCCGUUAGGCACUGAUCUUUUCUCAUCUAUUGAAAUGAAUGGUGAUAGGGGAGGUUCAGUCUCAUCUGGACCUUUGGGCACCAUUCUUUUCAUAUUGGUUGGAGGCAAUGGUGGGAGUGGUGAUUGCAUUUGGUUCGGACCGGAUGGAGCUUCCCUCUUCACAUCAUCUCGGCUCACCCCCUCCUUGAUUAGCCAAUAGGGGUGGGGAAUGAUAUGGCGGAAACUACUGUACAUAUGAUUUGGGUGAUGGUUUUGGUUAUUGGAUUCUGACGAAAUAGUUAGGAAGAGAAGUGAGAGUAUCAACAUAUGGAGUUGAUAUCCUAAUGUUAUGUUUAAGACCCAAGAAGGAUAGAUCUUCAUAGUGUUGUUUUUGAUAAGUAAAUGUGACUCUGGUGAUAAACAAUGGAGUGGUCUCCCCUAUAUAUAUACUCAGAGAUUUAAAUGAAUGUGGUCAUGUUUUUCUUUGAAUUGUUCGAUUUGAAUGCACAAAAUGUUAUAUA
This is a messenger RNA of Cuscuta epithymum, 2092 nucleotides long. NCBI's taxonomy places the organism in Eukaryota, Viridiplantae, Streptophyta, Magnoliopsida, Solanales, Convolvulaceae. The record is from the annotation of a GenBank genome assembly.